AUGGCACACAUAUUCUCCCUCGCUAUUCCCGCACCACCAGCCUACCAUGAAGGCAGCCAAUCUGGUGAUCAAGUCAAAUUCCCAGAUAGUGGCUUUUUCCAAGGGUUCAACAAACCAUCACGACUUGAAGCCGACAUCUUCGAGCUUGAGACGACUGGUACCAUCCCCAAAGAUAUAAACGGUACCUUCUUUCGCAUACAACCUGACCACCGCUUCCCACCUUUAUUCGAGGAAGAUAUACAUUUUAACGGUGAUGGAUCGGUAUCAGCGUUCCGGUUCGAGAACGGUCACGUCGACUUCAGACAGCGAUAUGUACAUACCGAUCGCUUCAAAGCGGAAACGAGGGCGCGCAAGUCGUUACUGGGACGGUAUAGAAAUCCUUACACCGAUAACGAGAUGGUGAAAGGCAUCAUUAGAACAGCGUCGAAUACCAACAUCAUCUUCUGGCGCGGAGUGUUGCUGGCGACUAAGGAAGAUGGGCCACCGUUUGCUAUGGACCCCGUCACACUCGAGACGAUUGGUAGGUACGACUUUGACGGCCAAGUACAAUCUCCUACAUUUACCGCGCAUCCGAAAUUCGACCCGGAUACCGGAGAGAUGGUAUGCUAUGGAUACGAGGCUGGAGGUAAUGGGUAUGACGCUAGUUGCGACAUUGUGGUGUACACAAUUGACAAAUAUGGAAAGAAGACUGAAGAAUGUUGGUACAAAGCACCUUUCUGCGGAAUGAUACACGAUUGCGCUAUCACAAAGAAUUACCUGAUUCUACCACUCACGCCAAUCAAGGUCAAUGCCGAGAGGCUUAAGAAAGGUGGCAAUCAUUUUGCCUGGGAUCCAGAAGAAGACCAGUGGUAUGGUAUAGUGCCUCGCCGGAAUGGUAAACCAGAUGAUAUCGUCUGGCUACGCGCCGAUAACGGCUUCCACGGCCACGUCGCCGGUUCUUACGAAGACUCCUCAGGCAACAUCGUUGUCGACCUAACCAUAGCAUCUGAUAACGUCUUCUACUUCUUCCCACCAGAUAGCCAAGAAAAUACGCCUGCAACGUUACUCCAACGUAACAAGCUCGUUUCGGACACUUACCGCUGGGUCUUCGACCCGAAAACUCCUACUAACACACGCGUGCAACCCCAUAAGCUCUUCGGCAUCAACGGCGAGUUCUCGCGCAUUGACGAUAGAGUACUGACGAAGAAGUACAACCACUUCUGGCAAUGCAACAUCGAUCCAAGCAAGCCGUACGAUUUCCAGAAGUGCGGCCCCCCGGCUGGUGGACUGUUCAACGUACUAGGACACUACGAGUGGGAGAGUGGGAAGAAAGAUACCUUCUGGGCAGGCCCGACAUGUACAUUUCAAGAACCAGUCUUUGUCCCAAAAGCCUUGUCUUCUCCAUCGGAGUUUGUGGAAGGCGAGGGUUAUAUCAUGGCUUUGCUCAACCAUCUCGACGUUUUGCGCAAUGAUAUUCUUAUCUUUGAUGCGCAAAAUCUCUCCCAGGGGCCGCUAGCGGUCAUUCAUCUGCCUGUCAAGCUGCGCUUGGGUCUACAUGGUAACUUCAUCGAGCAAGAGGAUAUUGACGAGUGGGCUGAAAAGAGGAAGAAUGGUGGUGACGUUGGGCCGGCGGUACCAGCGAAGGAGAUGUUGCCGUGGCAGAAGAAAAUGGCAGAGGAGGAGGGCCUUGGGAGUGCAGUGCCAGUACCAGGGAAGGGGUUUGGGAAUGGAUUCAACAGCCUUAAUCGAUUCGGUCAGGAAAAGGUGAGCAACGCCGUCGCGGAGGAUAACGCUGUCAACGAAUAUUACGAAGACUCAGAUGACGAGAUGCCGGAUCUUGUGGAAUAUCCCUACGAUGAUGAGCUAGACAAUGAUGCAGACUAUGGAGAUGAACUCGAAUACAAAGAGAAUGAGCAAGCUGAGGAAAAUGCCUCUGAGGACGAAGCUGAAGACGAUCAAGCGGAUCAGACACAGCAUACUCACCCUCCCGCCGACGAAGUGGAAACCGGCGAAGAUGGUUAA
Messenger RNA from Alternaria atra, 2001 nucleotides. RefSeq lists its product as uncharacterized. Gene Ontology annotation, biological process: carotene catabolic process. Lineage: Eukaryota; Fungi; Ascomycota; Dothideomycetes; Pleosporales; Pleosporaceae. Bases 1 to 2001 code for a protein of 666 amino acids. The record is from RefSeq and is a predicted model, not a curated record. The transcript has 4 exons. Gene Ontology annotation, molecular function: carotenoid dioxygenase activity.